UCAUCAACAUGCAUGCCCACGUUGCAAUUAUUUUUUGGUAGCCAAAUGUUUUUUUGAAAAAAGUUCGAUCGCGUUAUAGAAAAAGAUGACCAAAGCAGAAUAUAACCUUUCAGAAAACGAAAUUGACCCAAAAUCAGUACCAUGGUGGACAUCCAGUCGACUUGGUCUGGCUAUUCUAGGCUUCUUUGGAUUUAUCAAUGUUUAUGCCUUACGUGUGAAUAUGAGUGUUGCCAUUGUCUGUAUGGUAAACAGAACAGCCAUACAGACAAACUCACCAGACCAAAAUGGAAAUGUAACAAAGAUUGAGGUUGGAUGUGGCUCUGGUCUAAAUACUACAGGUACCAGUAACUUUGAGGAUGGUGAAUUUAUAUGGGGUAAAACAGUACAAGGAUUAAUUCUUGGUGCUUUCUUCUGGGGAUACCUUGCUACACAGAUACCUGGUGGAUGGCUGGCCACAAAAUUUGGUGGCAAACGAGUUUUUGGGUGGAGUAUGUGUAUGGCCACAAUAGCUACAUUAUUCACUCCAUUAGCAGCAAACGUUGAUCCUACCGGUACAUUUCUGAUUGUACUUAGAAUUCUUGUUGGGUUUUCUUCAGGUGCAGUUUUUCCAGCGAUGCAUGCUUUGUGGGGUAACUGGGCACCACCAAUGGAGAGAAGUAAACUUACAGCUUUUUCUUAUGCAGGAGCACAAGUUGGUAAUGUGAUAACCUUUCCAUUAGCGGCUGUUUUAUGUAAAUAUGGAUUUGCAGGAGGCUGGCCAUCCAUCUUUUAUGUAUUGGGGACAGCCAAUUUUGUGUGGUUUGUGCUAUGGAUGGUUUUAGUCAGUGAUAAUCCAAUGGACCAUAAAAGAAUUUCUGAUAUUGAGCGUGAAUAUAUUGUUAUGUCCUUAGCAGAAAAUCGUCAUGCUGAAACAGGCAAGGAACUAGAUGUACCAUGGAAGAGUAUACUGACCUCACUUCCAGUUCUUGCAAUUGUUGUAUCCAAUAUAACAUCAGACUGGGGAGCCUACACAUUGCUAACAAAUAUACCAACAUACAUGAGUGAAGUCUUAAAACUAGAUAUAACCUCAAAUGGACUUUACUCAGCUUUACCAUAUGUAGCCUUCUGGGCCAUGAUUAACAUUGCUGGAUGGAUGGCAGAUUUCUUCAGGGAAAGACGUUUAAUGAAUACAACCAUGACCAGAAAAAUAUUUGAUUCUUUCGGUAAAAUUGUACCAGCACUUAUGCUGAUUUGUUUAGGAUAUGUAGACUGUACCACUCCCACUCUUGCAAUAGUCUUGCUGAUCCUUGCUGUCAGUCUGACAGGGUUCCAGUACAGUGGCUUCCUUAUCAAUCAUGUGGAUAUAGCUCCACCAUAUGCUGGUAUAUUGUUUGGCAUCACUAAUUCUAUAGCUUCAGUAACAGGAUUUAUAUCUCCAUCGGUAGUAGGAGCUAUCACUAAUGAGGCACAGACAAGAGAUGAAUGGCAGAAAGUGUUUUACAUAGCUGCAGCUAUUUAUGCAUUUGGAGCUGUGUUUUACUUAAUAUUUGGUAGUGGGGAGCUACAAGAUUGGGCUAGAGAAAAAAGGGACCUGGAAUUAAAUGUGGAAAUGGAACCAUUGAAAAUUGACGAAGAAAAACCACCAGUGGAUAAUAAUAUUAAUAUUUGAAAAACUUAAUGUUUAAACCAUGAAGAAAAACUUGAUGUUUAAAAAUAUGAAGAAAAACUUAAUGUUUAAAUCAUGAAGAAAAACUUAAUUUUUAAAUCAUGAAGAAAAACUUAAUCAUGAAAUAAGUAGGAACUACAUUUAAAUGCUAGAUCUAGGAAGUAGUAUUAAAUGCUAGAUCUAGGAAGUAGUAAUAAAUGCUAGAUCAUCUUUAUGUUUUAAGGUAAAAGGGUAAAGUUCCUAGAGGGAAAUUUGUGUAUUCCCAAACACAGCCAGUUGCUCAAAAGAUCAAUUAAAUGUAGGAAGCUAAAACUGCAUAACUACUGCAUGAGUUUUGCAUUUGACAUUUUAAUGAAUUGUUGGUAGUACUGUUAUGUUUUGACAUGAUAUUCUAAACAGAUGUUUAAUUUUAUUUUGGUGUACAGUGAUCUUGUAUAUGCAGACAAUGCAAUUUAGUUUACAUGCUAUGCAAAAAAUUGGGCUUAAAAAAUAAGAUGUAUAUAUCAAAAGAAAAAAUUUAAAACGUAAGUCUUGUAUAGAAAAUUUUUGAAAAAUCAUAUCAGUCCAAAUGAGUAGUAUGUGAAAAAUAUUUAAACUCACUCAGGAGGAACUACUUAGUCAUGUCUCAUUUAUUAUGAAAUUGUUUUAACUUUGUUAUACAUGUACUGUACAGUACAUGGCCAAAAGUAUUUGUCACUUGUGAUUUUUCACUAUAUAUUUCAUAUAAAACUAAAACUAAGUUUUUAUGCCCCAUUUUUAUGCCCCAUUUAUGGGCAUUAUGUUUUUCGGUCUGUGGGUCCGUUCUUCUGUCCGAUAGUGCGAGUGGGGCAUCCAUGUACUAUGGACACAUUCUUGUUUUAAAUAUAUGUGGUAACAUUUCUGGUAGGAAUUUAAUCAACUUAUUACCAAUAGAAGCAGAAUUGUCACAGGCUUAUUUGUUCAUUUGAUUAUAUUUUUGUUGUGGAGUGUCUUCAAUUUUUGAUGAUACAAACACAAGUAUUAUUUUAUGUUCAUACAUUUGUUAUAUAUUUCAACCAAAUUAAAUUGUAAAAAAAAAUUGUACAUGUUCAUUUUAAGAGAAAACAAAAAUAAUUGAUGAUAAAACUAUGACCAAGUAAACAAAUAUACUUUAGACAAUUCUGCGUCUUUUAACAGCUUGUUUUUAAAAAUCCAACAAAAAAUGUCUUCAAAGUAAUUUUCUUAAAACAUGUGUUUUUAUAUGAAAUAUGUAGCGAAAAAAGAAAAACGACGAAUACCAUUGGCCAUGCACAGUAUGCUUCUUAUUGACUUGUUUUAUUUGAGAAUUGGUACCAGUAUUAUUUUAUUUUAAUGACAGUAUAUUUUUUUGUUCAAAACUCCUUUCUUAUUAUGUAACUAAAUUCUUUUGCCACACCCAGAUCAUUAAAACUUGGCAAUUUUGAUACUUUAUAUUAUCUGGGCAUUUAUUUUUGAGAGAUAUUCUGAAAGUUAAAUUUUCUUCCUAUUUUUGUUUAUUAAUUACAAGAGGACAGGGAUAAUCUUGAGUUGUAUUAACCACCAAAAGUUGGAUAAAAUAUAAAAAAAGCUACAUAAGUGAUAUUAAAAUAUUUUAAGGGGUGAAAGUGACCCUUUGGCGGUUUGGAAAAUUACCCAUAAGUAUGUAUGUUUCAAAAAUAAAACCUUCAGGAAAAUAUAUGCAUAUUUAAAAAAGUUUAUAGAAAGCAUUUAACAAAAUGUAUUUAUUUAUUUGUGCAAUUUUAUAAUAGUGCCAUAUGUAUUUUAACUUAUUUUUGUAUAAAACUGCCAUGUAUCUCAAGAUUAAUUUAUAACAGUACAGUUAUAAUUUAUAAACAUUUUAUCAUCACUGCCAAAUCAUGCUAUUUUUUGACAUUUUUUUUCCAUAGAAGUAGCAAUGCUUCAUCAUUUGUAUUUAUGUUUAAAAGUUAAACAGAGUAUGUUUAAUAGUUAAACAGAGUAACAAUUAAUAAUUUGAUUUGAAUUUGUCUUCUUUUAGCAGGUUACUUUAUUUUGGGUUUUUACGCCCUUUUUACUAUAAAUGAAUUUUAUUAACAUUUGUGUUUUCGUUGUUUUAAAGUAAAAAAACUGUCAGCUCUAAAAAGGUCACACCUGACUUUUGCAGGUUGAUAGUAAUAUAAUUGGGCACUUGUUUGGAGGAAAGGUAUUUAUGGUCAAUGUUUAUAAGUUGAAAUAUUAAUUAUACAUGGAACAUUUACAGUUUUCACUAUGUUGAUAUGUCCAUCCAUCCUACAUUUCCUCAGACUAUUCAACAGGAAGUGAAGUUAAAUGCUUCCUGUUUUAAAGUUUGUUCAUAUUGAUUUUCAAGGUUUUCCAUAGCCUAAUAGGACAAUAAAAAUCAUGUCAGUUCAUAGUUCAAAGUGGUUCAACGCUCCCAAAUCAGUGCGUAAGCUGGAUAUAAGGCUCAAUUAUUUGUUAUUGUCAGCCAAGUAAGCACUUCAGCUUCCUUGGACCCUAUAGUAACAUAAAAUAUUAGGAUUGAAAGAAGCUGUUUUUUUAUAAUGACCUUUUUCAUUAUUUCUCUUUCAAGAAUUACUUAAUGUCAUUUAUAAAGGGUAAACAAAAGCAAAUCACCUGACCAUCAAUCAUCACAGAGUAGAUCACACAUUAUUAAACCAACUCUCAUAUAAAAUGUAUAUGGUGAAAUUUUGGAAAAGCUUCCAUUUUAUGAUGACAAUUUUCACAAUUGUCAUUCCCAAGUUAAACAAUUUGAUAAUUAGUAUUGUUACAGGUACAGUUGUUCAAAUUAGAUGGGUUUUAUUUGAUUUAGCAAAUCAUUAUUUUGCAACAGUUCAUCAUCAUUGCUGUUACACAUUUUUAAAGUUGUUAUUUUUGGAAAGACUUCCCUUUUUUACCCUAGUUUGUUCACAUUGUUUACAAAAGUUUACUUCAGUUAGCAUUAUUUAUCUGAUUACAGGUAUGUCUUGAAGAUUUAUAUUUAUUGUUGUUAUAUUAUGUUAUAUGUUAUAUUAUUAUCAUGGUAGAUCUGAAAAUACUGAUAAACCUGAAUUGUUCGGCUUUUGUUUUAUUAUUAAUAUUGACAUUUUAUUAUAUAACCAUUUAUUUAUCUUUAUUCCAAUAUAUUACAAGUCCAAUGAUUAAUUUGUUCAACCUUUUGAAUGAGCUACUUUUGUUGAGAAAUAGCCAAUUCUUGUCAUAUCAUCACAUAAUACAAAUUUUCUUGCCUGUUUAUUUCGAACUUUAGAAAAAGUUAUAUUGAAAAAAAAACUUUGUAACUCAUCUAUGAUAUAAGAUGUCAUUUUACCCAAUUGUGAUCAAACAAUUGCUUAAGGGCAAAGCACAUACAAUAUUGGCAAUGAUCAUGAAUCAGAAUCAAAUUUAUAUUACUUAUACUAGUUUUGUGCCACUGCUAAUUGAUAGUCAGCUCUGUAAGUAAUUUUUACCAAGGAGCCAGUGCAUCCACUUUCACAUGAUUUUAAUUAUACAUUUAAAAAAAUAAUCUCCAUUUAUGGGGUUAUGUAUUAAUAAUGAAGGCCACAUAUUCUUUUUAAGUAUAUGACAUGUAAACAGAUAGAUCAUUAGAGUACUUCUAUUUUUAUGCCCUUUCAAUAGAAGGGGAGCAUACUGUUUUCUGGGAUUAGGUUAAUAUUUUGGUUUACGGUAGUUUACUAUUAAAUUGUGCUCAACGUAACUUAAAUUAGUAUACAUUUUUCAUUUUGAUGUGAACUUUUUAAAAUGUAUACAAAAUUCAAUUUUGCCACUCACUGACCAUAGAAAUGUGAUAGUUUAAGCAGAGUUCAUGCAGUGUCCAAUGGACACAUAUUCUUGUUAAGCAUAUUUUCUGUACAUUUUUGUCGAGCCUUCAACUUUUGUCGAAAAAGCGAGACAUAGCGAUCCUACAUUCCGUCGGCGUCGUUGUCGUCGGCGGCAGCCACAAAUAUUCACUUUGUGGUUAAAGUUUUUGAAACUUUAAUAACUUUCUUAAACUGUCCUGGAUUUCUACCAAACUUGGAAAGCAGCUUGUUUAUGAUCAUAAGAUAGUAUCCAGAAGUAAAUUUUGUAAAAAAAAAAUUCCAUUUUUUCCAUAUUAUACUUAUAAAUGGACUUAGUUUUUCUGCCAGUUAACAUAACAUUCACUCUGUGGUUAAAGUUUUUAAAAUUUUAACAACUUUCUUAAACUAUCCUGGAUUUGUACCAAACUUGGACAGCAGCUUGUUUAUGAUUAAAAGCUAGUAUCUAGAAGGAAAUUUUGUUAAAAUUUUGUUCCAUUUUUUCCGUAUUUUACUUAUAAUUGGACUUAGUUUUUCUUCCAGUUAACAUUACAUACAGUCUGCAGUUUAAGUUUUUAAAACAUUUAUUAGAUUCAUAAACUAUCCUGGAUUUUUACCAAACUUGGACAGAAGCUACUUGCAAUCAAAAGAUAGUAUAGAGAGGAAUAUUUUUAUUAAUUUUUUUCCUCAUUUUUCUUGAGCCUGCGAUUAACAGCAAAAGUAGGCGAGACACUGGGUUCCGCGGAACCCUUACGAAUUUUUUAUUUGAUAAUCACAAAACUUUGUUUUAUCUUUCUUUGAUUGUUUUUUUUCUUAGUUUGUUUUUUAUAGUAUUUUCGUUUUAAUGCCUUGCUUGCUAUUUUGGGCUGCAGGAAUGCUGUUUACAUAUCCCGGUAGUUUUAUAGAUACAUACUUAGUUGUGGCAUCUGUAAACUUAUACAUACUCAUUAAUGCCAACUGUAAAUAUGUUUUUCUUAAAUGUUCUAAGUAAAGGUUUACAUUCAAGUCUUGUUCCUCUUCGUUUAAAGAAGUAUUAGGAAAGAUUGUAAAUCUUAUCUAACAAAAAUGGUUUUAGCUGUCUCUGUUAUGUUUUUUUUUUAUGAAAUUAACAUUGUAAAUACUCAUUAUAAUCUGCAUAAAAUUAUACAAAGUUUUUAUAGAAAGUGGACAUGGAUUACUAGUAUUUUUAUGAGUUCAUAUAUUCAUGAAUUUUGUUAUCCAAGUUAUUUUAUUACCAAAGAAUGGAAAAAACCAUGAAUUCAAAAUUCUGCAAGCCAUGACUUUAAUGAGAGAAAAAAUUAAGACAUAGUAGUUUUACAAUUAGAAAAUAUUAGUUGAUGAUUUGGCCUUUUAUGUUUGCAUGGGUUUUGUGAAAUCUAUACUUUCUAUGGACCCACUAAUCUUGUUCCAUGCAGAAGAGUUGUGGACCUUUUUAAUAAUAAGUGUAUUCACAAUAAGGUAUCUACAAAUAAUGCUGAAAUUUUCAUAGCAGGUGAAAAAAGAAAAAGAUUUAUAGAACUCAGAUAAACUGCAUGCUUUGACGAAAUUUGCACUUAUAUAUAAAGAUAUAUUUAUGUCUACUUAGUUAUGUUGUUAUUUAUAUUUUCAUUUAUUAUGAUAUAUGCAAAUAUAAACAUAUAUAUAUGAAUACUACAAUGUAGAUUGCAUGUUUCCAUAAUAUGCAACUGAUGAAUCAUGUUGGUUUGUUGUAUUCAUACCAGAAAUCCUUAACACGUGAAAUUAACUAAACUGUAACAAAAGCCAAAAGAUUCAUUUUAAACAUUGAAAUUUGUUUUGCUUUUCCCCCAGAACUUUUUCCAUGAUGUCCAUUAAAACAUGUGAUAAUUUAUGGAUAUGCACGACUCAACAUGCCCCCUAUUUUGCAUGUUAAUUUAAUUAUGAUGUGCUCAAGAAAAAUAACCUUUUUAUUGUUAAUUAACGUAUCACUGACACAGCUUAGCUUUCUUACUUGUUUCCAAAGUGUAUAAAAGAUAAAAAAAAUAAUAUUAAAUCGAAGUGUUGAAAGUAUUACAAUCUAAAUGUUCAGAUGAACAGCUAGUAUUUCUAAAUUUCCUUCAUUACAUUAUGGUGUUGGACAACAAAUGAUAUGUUACCAGAUAUAGUUGAAUUCAUUAUCAUGUACUGUAAAGUUUUUUUGUUUAUGUUUUGUUCAAUGUUUUCUUGAUAUAGUGUUUUAUAAAACUAAUAUGUUCUCUCUGAAAUUUGUAUACAUUGACAAAUAUCCAUUUAACAUUUACAUAUAUUUUUUAUCAGUUUAAUUUGAAGUUGUUUACAAUCUUCAUAAUUUUAUAAAUGAUAUUUUAUUUAUUUUGACUUUUAAGAAUAUUUUUAACCAACAUCAUGUUACUCUUUACCAUCCAAUUUCUACAGCUUCUAUUGGCUUAGGUUACUUUUAAUGAGCAAAUGUGAUGUUUUGCAUAAUAUUGAUCUUUUAUUCACGGGAGUGAGCAGUUUUUAAUGUCUGUGAAAAAGUCUGAAUUGUCAAUUUGUUAAGAUUAAAAUAAAAGUUACGAUUUUGGAAUAAUAUAGAACAAUUUUCACCAUAGUAAUCAAUCUAGAUAGAAAUAUAUAUAUAUAUAUAAUGCUAAUUUUUACAUUAUUAGAAGUACAUUAGAUAAGUCAACCUAAUAGUACGUUUUCAAGAUAAUAAAAAUGUUUGAUUAGUAUGCAAAACAACAUAGUAUAAAAAAUAUUUUAUUUAUUAGUUGAAUAUAAAUAAUCUAAGCAUUUCAAUAAAGUAUUACAGACUGAAUGUUACAAUACACAUGAUGAUGAUUUUGCAUCUGACAGGACGUGCAAAUCAAUUUGAUUUUGAUCCUGUAUUUACGCUUUGCUUCCAAGGACCUUUAAACUCCCAAUUUUACUUUCUGUUUAAAAGAUCUUUUGAGAUCUUCUGGUUUUGUCGUAAUGAUACAUGCCUUCAAAACUUUGGAGACAGACAUGUCAUUGGCUGAUGUAAUUAUUACAAGACCAGAAAGUAGUACAGAUUGUUAGAUCCUUGUAACAGACAUGUCAUUCACUGAUGUAAUAAUUACAAGACCAGAAAGUAGUACAGAUUGUUGUUAGAUCCUUUUAACAGACAUGUCAUUCACUGAUAUAAUAAUUACAAGACCAGAAAGUAGUACAGAUUGUUGUUAGAUCCUUGUAACAGACAUGUCAUUCACUGAUGUAAUAAUUACAAGACCAGAAAGUAGUACAGAUUGUUGUUAGAUCCUUGUAACAGACAUGUCAUUCAUUGGUGUAAUAAUUACAAGACUAGAAAGUAGUACAGAUUGUUGUUAGAUCCCUGUAAACAACCCAUUGACAGAGGAUCUGUAUUUUAAUCAGACUGCAUUUAAAUUGUUUCUGAUAAUAAAACUUACAUAAAAGAAUCCACAAGAAAUUUAUUUUUAUAUAGAUCAUACAUGUCACAAUUUCAUUUAGUUCAGGAUUUGGUGCUGAAUAAAUAUUGACAACACA
This is a messenger RNA of Mytilus californianus (California mussel), 8871 nucleotides long. RefSeq names its product sialin-like. Gene Ontology annotation, biological process: transmembrane transport; monoatomic anion transport. Gene Ontology annotation, molecular function: transmembrane transporter activity. NCBI's taxonomy places the organism in Eukaryota, Metazoa, Mollusca, Bivalvia, Mytilida, Mytilidae. The coding region runs from base 86 to 1648 and encodes 520 amino acids. The record is from RefSeq and is a predicted model, not a curated record. The transcript has 10 exons.